Lasiosphaeria miniovina is the source of this 1385-nucleotide messenger RNA. RefSeq lists its product as uncharacterized. Lineage: Eukaryota; Fungi; Ascomycota; Sordariomycetes; Sordariales; Lasiosphaeriaceae. The coding region runs from base 238 to 1197 and encodes 319 amino acids. The transcript has a single exon. The record is from RefSeq and is a predicted model, not a curated record.
CUCGUGGCUGGCACCGCGUGACUGAGCUUCCAACCACUAAAAGAAAACAACGAGGCUCGGAUCGUGGGCUGGAUCAUCGCCGCCAACCUCCCGCAAUAGCGAUGCCUUCAAAUUUUCUUGCAAGAAGUCUGGAGAUUUAAAAUGCCCUCGUGCUAUCGGUCAAUGCCACGAAAGAACUCACCUCUGAGCCUCGACUCGAUACAUCGAUCGCCCUUUCAAGCCAGCUUCUAAUCAGCCAUGUCGUCUCACGCUGACCCACAACCCCUGUCUGGGGACAGCCUUCUCGGCAUUGGCAUAACCGCUGCCCUACUUCUCUUCAUUAUCCUGCCCAUAUUCGACAGCAAGACUGGCAUCGAACUGCAGGAAAGAAACAUUUCAUGCAACUCCACAGCCAUCCUCCAAUCCGCCCAGAGAGCAGCAGCCACGAUCUCCAACGCUUGCGCCCUCCUUUGGAACUUGCUUCAUCAGAUCACGAUGCUCACAGCCUCUCUCGUCACUAGCGUAUGCCACAUCGCUGUGCUCGGGACGCGAUAUUACAGCAACAUGCUUGAGACAGACCACAAUGAUCCCUCCGAGACAACACAGGCCUCGACAAAGGACAGCAUUCUGGGCAGCAGCGGCGGCGCCAUCUCGCACGUGCUCUGUGUUGUCGUGGCUACGGGACUGGCGCCACCGUUGCGCGGCUGCGAGACGCGGCUGUUCAUCACCCUCCGCCGCCAGCUGCUCGAGUUCUACGGCCCGCGGCCGUCGCUAGCUGCGCCGGUGGCGAGGGAGGCAAAGCCCGUUGCCGAUGCUCAGAGUGGUCGUGGGGACAAUGCACUUGCUGUGGCGGCACCUGAGCCUUCUGAGCAGACGAGCAACGAAAUGACGGAGACAGCUACGCCGAGCGUCAACAAGCUAACCCGCACCCGCGGAACCAGCCGAAACAUGCGGGCCGGGGGCAGGACCGACGACACGCGAAUGGCAACAAUAUCUGCGAGGAAAUCCUCUCUGGGCGUUGCAGCAUCUCCCACCGCCAUGUGCGGCGGGCGGGUCAUUCUGCCUGACCCGAAGCGGAGACCGGCUGCGCCUGGCCGUGGCAGGAGGAGGAGCAACCGGAUCAAGCUGCCGGGAUUCGAUCUCGACUCGAGGAUUUACGAGUCGUUCCCGCCUCUGGAGCAGGAGCAGGAGCAGGAGGAGGAUGUACAGGAGGUUUAGAAGUUCGCUGUGGAAAGUUUUGACUUGCUUUUGGCGUGGACUUCCUUUGGCUUUAGCUUUGAUGUGUUAUGAUCACACAGGUUUAUGAAUAUCAAUGAUUGUUAAUGAUUAUUAUGGGAAAUUCAAUUUGGGGACUAUGGACUUGUGGGUUGCCGAACGGAAUAGAUAUCGUGUGUGUUCAUUCAAAU